Messenger RNA from Malus domestica (apple), 525 nucleotides. RefSeq names its product caffeic acid 3-O-methyltransferase-like. The record is from RefSeq and is a predicted model, not a curated record. Gene Ontology annotation, molecular function: S-adenosylmethionine-dependent methyltransferase activity; protein dimerization activity; O-methyltransferase activity. Gene Ontology annotation, biological process: methylation. Lineage: Eukaryota; Viridiplantae; Streptophyta; Magnoliopsida; Rosales; Rosaceae.
AUGACUCCAACCCAAGUCUCCGACGAAGAAACAAACCUCUUCGCCAUGCAGCUAGCCAACGCCCUCACUCUCCACAUGGUGCUCAAGACAGCCCUCGAGCUUGACCUCCUUGAGAUCAUGACGAAAGCCGGGCCUGGCGCUUUCUUUUCUCUGGCGAACUUAGCCUCGCAGCUACCGACCAAGAACCCUAACAUCCCCGUCAUGCUGGACCGCAUGCUGCGCCUCCUGGCUAACUACUCCAUCUUCACUUACUCCAUCUGCACGCUACCCAACGGUAAUGUCAAGCGGCUGUACGACCUCGACCCUGUCUACAAGUUCUUAACAAAGAACAAAAGAUGUGAUCCUGGUGCUCAUCUUGCUGAUAUUCUCAGUCCAAAAGAUCAUGAAGUUCUUUUGCAGGAGAAAAAGUUGCUGGACUUGCCUACGUUGUUAUCAGAGUGGGCCCAAGGCAACACUGAAGAGGUGGACGUCGGGCCAGAAGAGGAAGCUGCAAAUGCACUCGUCCUCCAAGAGGCUGCAAGAUAA